This is a messenger RNA of Phytophthora nicotianae INRA-310, 801 nucleotides long. RefSeq lists its product as hypothetical. The coding region runs from base 1 to 801 and encodes 266 amino acids. The record is from RefSeq and is a predicted model, not a curated record. NCBI's taxonomy places the organism in Eukaryota, Oomycota, Peronosporomycetes, Peronosporales, Peronosporaceae. The transcript is spliced from 2 exons.
AUGUCGGAAAAGUAUCAAGAUGUCGAUGCUGUCGUCCGAGAGCUUAACAAAGUGGCAGCAUUGACAAAUGCACUCAACAUAGUCGGAGCUAUCGCAAUAUUCCAGCUCGGACUAUUUACUAUUCGCCAAUUGAGCUUCCACCCGCAGCUUAACGUGCUGGCUCGCACUGUUGUGAAUUCCCUUCGACAAUUCCGCGACUUUGUUUUUGUUUUUCUUAUCAUUUUCAUCACAUUCACGUCCAUGGGAAAUGUCCUGUUUGGUGGCCAAGUUCAUGAGUUCUCGACUGCUGCGUUGUCCAGAGAGGCCUGCAUGGACAUGCUAUUCGGAACUUUUAAUUUCAAUACCAUCGUCACUAUUCGAGGUUCUAGUUUGUUUUAUUGGGGCUACAUGACCAUUGUGAGUCUCAUUCUUCUCAACAUGAUGUUGGCUAUUGUGAUGGAGACCUACAAAGCCAUGAGCAAGGACGGGUAUCAGGGAGAGAUUAACGUGUUGCUAGCCACUAGAAUCUCCUAUAUCUACCGCUACCCGUGGCAGUUCUUGAUCAAGCAUUUAAAAGCGUUUUCCAAGUACGUGGUUCGACAAAUGGGAUGCGGAAAAGACGGUCACUCGAUGGAAAUGGAAAGCAGCAAAUUGAGCCACUCCGAUGUGAUUGUGAACGGCAAAUUCCGACCGCCAGUGUUGCUGAUGGUAUUGAAGAAAAAGCUGAAAGAUGAUGGAGCAUACUUCGACGACGAUGCUGACCCCGACGCUUUUGCGCGGCUUCUUUCCCUACUGUGCAGUCUCCGACAAGGAAAUGAUUGA